Messenger RNA from Phyllostomus discolor (pale spear-nosed bat), 2098 nucleotides. RefSeq names its product zinc finger protein 622 (gene ZNF622). Lineage: Eukaryota; Metazoa; Chordata; Mammalia; Chiroptera; Phyllostomidae. Gene Ontology annotation, molecular function: nucleic acid binding; zinc ion binding. The transcript is spliced from 6 exons. Gene Ontology annotation, cellular component: preribosome, large subunit precursor. The record is from RefSeq and is a predicted model, not a curated record. Gene Ontology annotation, biological process: ribosomal large subunit biogenesis. Bases 534 to 1958 code for a protein of 474 amino acids.
GGGUGGUCCUCGGGAAAGCCCCCCGGUUUCGGGGACGUCGGAACCACUCUCAGGGGCCUCCCAGGCCCGGGAGACGUCCCGGCCGCCCCCUUCCCCUUCUGUCGCAGCGAUCGUAUAAACCACCUGACGUCUCUCCCAAAAUCAAGAAGGAAGGUAAAAUCUCUGAUGCCUCAAAUCAUCACUCACCUUAAAGAUCUCAAUCAAAACUCAGCUCUGAACACACAAGCAAUACCCAGGUUGAUCCAAUCAACACCGGCCUUGGGUAGAGUAGGCAGGGCAUGGGUGGCCAAUGGCACCUCUUGCCUUUCCUGGCUCCUCAUUGGAAGAGAUGCGGGUCGAGAGGAGGGACUUCCUGUCCAGCUGGGAAUGACUUCCCUCGUGUAGGUUCUCCGCCCUCGGAUUCACUCCGGAAGUCGGCGUCAACACUACCCCUGGGCCGGCAGUGAAGCCGAGUAAAGGUUUGAGCGUCUCCUGGGGUCAGGACGCUGAUCACUGAAUUUCUGCCUCUGUCGCCUCUUCUUUCCUGCCUGAGGAUGGCGACGUACACCUGCAUCACCUGCCGGGUGGCGUUCGAAGACCCGGAGAUGCAGCGGGCUCACUACAAAACGGAUUGGCACCGCUACAACUUGAAGCGAAAAGUGGCCGACAUGGCCCCGGUCACUGCCGAGGGCUUCCAGGAGCGCGUGCGGGCCCAGCGGGCCGUGGCGGAGCAGGAGAGCAAGGGCACGGCCACCUACUGCACCGUCUGCAGUAAGAAGUUCGCCUGUUUGAACGCCUACGAAAACCACCUCAAGUCCCGGCGGCAUGUGGAACUGGAGAGGAAGGCGGUGAAUCGCAAGGUGGAGAUGAUGAAUGAGAAGAACUUGGAGAAAGGGUUGGGCUUGGACAGUGUGGACAAGGAUGCCAUGAACGCGGCCAUCCAGCAAGUCAUCAAGGCUCAGCCAUCUCCCAAGAAGGGCCCCAUAGCGCCUAAUAAAGAGUCCGGGAGUCCCGGGAGUCCCGCGCCGGCGGCCGAAGGAGGACGUGUGACUAACGACCGAGACCCAGCGGAGAAACCUCCCCGGUGGCAGUGGUUUGAACGGCAGGCGAAGAAGCUGGCGAAGCAGCAGGGGGAGGAGGGAAGUGAGGAAGAAGACCUGGAUGGAGAUGAUUGGGAAGAUCUUGAUUCUGAUGAAGAACUGGAAGGUGAGGAUGCUGAAUCCAUGGAUGAGUUGGAGGAGCAGGAUGCAGAGGAGAAAGAGGCCGGAGGAAGUGCCCCUCUUGGUGCCAUCUCUAUAAAGGACUGCUUAUUUUGUCCCCACCAUUCAAGCUCCCUCAUGAAGAAUGUGGCUCACAUGACUAAAAUCCAUAGCUUCUUUAUUCCCGAUAUAGAGUAUCUUUCGGAUCUUAAGGGACUGAUUCGGUAUUUGGGAGAGAAGGUUGGUGUUGGGAAGAUUUGCUUGUGGUGCAAUGAGAAAGGGAAGUCCUUCUACUCUACAGAAGCUGUACAAGCGCAUAUGAAUGACAAAAGCCACUGUAAGCUCUUCACAGAUGGUGAUGCUGUUUUGGAGUUUGCAGACUUUUAUGACUUUAGGAGUAGCUACCCAGACGAUAAAGAAGGGGAGGAUCCUGAUGAGGCUGAGGUGUUGCCCUCAGAAAACACCUUGGUUUAUGAUGAUGAAACCAUGGAGCUGAUUCUACCUUCUGGUGCCAGAGUGGGUCAUCGGUCCUUGAUGAGAUACUACAAACAGCGGUUUGGCUUGUCGAGAACUGUGGCGGUUGCCAAGAAUCAGAAGGCCGUGGGCCGGGUCCUGCAGCAGUACAGAGCCCUGGGAUGGACCGGCAGCACAGGAGCAGCUCUUAUGAACAAGCGGGACAUGCAGUAUGUUCAAAGGAUGAAGUCAAAAUGGUUGCUGAAGACGGCGAUGAAGAACAACGCCACCAAGCAGAUGCACUUUAGGCCCCAGGUGAUGUUCUGAGGGCCUGCCACCGACUGCACGGUGCCGGCCUUGCCUGCGGACCGGCGGAGCCGCACUGUAUGACGGACCCUGUAUGCUGCUACACUUCUCCCCGUACUUCUCUGUGCUGACCUAAGAAUAAAAGACAGAAUUGUAUUGGC